Cottoperca gobio is the source of this 2172-nucleotide messenger RNA. RefSeq names its product TNF receptor-associated factor 5-like. NCBI's taxonomy places the organism in Eukaryota, Metazoa, Chordata, Actinopteri, Perciformes, Bovichtidae. The coding region runs from base 136 to 1878 and encodes 580 amino acids. Gene Ontology annotation, molecular function: tumor necrosis factor receptor binding; thioesterase binding; zinc ion binding. The record is from RefSeq and is a predicted model, not a curated record. Gene Ontology annotation, biological process: signal transduction; regulation of apoptotic process; regulation of canonical NF-kappaB signal transduction. The transcript is spliced from 11 exons. Gene Ontology annotation, cellular component: cytoplasmic side of plasma membrane; plasma membrane signaling receptor complex.
AUUUCCUGUUCCGCUGCCGCUGCUGUAUCUCUCAGGUGAUCGAUAGUGAUCAGUAAUAUCGAUCAGCUGACAGUCUGCAGCUGUUUCAGGGACUUCGCACAGAUUCUCAGACUGAGUCUGGCCUCCUGCAGACUCAUGGCGACAGCAGACCCAAAGCUGAGAGGAUCCAAGGAGUCCAGUUUGCAGUCUGAGGACUCCGCCAGGGGGUCCGAGGACUCAAUUCUGGGGUCCGGGGAGUCCAGGAUGAGCUCCUGGGAGUCGGCGCUGCCGUCCAUCCAGCACUGCCUGAAGUUUGUGUUGACGCUGAAAGAGCAGUUUGUUUGUCCCAUCUGCAAAGGAGUCGUGCUCAACCCUCAGCAGAACUCCUGCGGACACAUCUACUGCUUCCUCUGCCUCCAAGCUCUGCAGGAGAGUUCCUCUCCGUCCAGCCCAGUGUGUCCCGUGGACGGAGCUGUGAUCACACCAGCUGAGGUUUUCCAGGACAACUGCUGCAAACGAGAAAUCUCCAGUUUAGAAGUGUACUGCACCAACUCCCCAGCAUGCACCUCUGUCGUCACAUUACGCCACCUGCAGAAGCACCUGGGGUCGUGUCAGUACGAGCAGCUGCGGUGCUGCAAUCCAGGCUGCACGGCGGAGCUAAAGAGGAGACACUUGCAGGAACACCUGACCUCCACCUGUCCUCACCGCAUGGAGUCCUGCCCACACUGCCAGCAACCGCAGAGACUCAGCCUCAUCCAGGAUCAUGUUGAGAGCUCCUGUCCCAAGCUGGAGGUGGACUGUCCUAACAGAUGCUCCCUGAAGGUUCCCAGAUACAAGCUGACAGAGCACAGAGAGUCGUGUCCCGAGCUUCACGUCGACUGUUCUUAUAAGAAGUUCGGCUGCUCUGUGCAGGAUAAGAGAGGGAACGUGAAGCUGCAUGAAGACGCUGCUGUCAAUCAUCACAUGCUGCUGGUCCUGAGGAGCAACACACACCUGGAGCAACAGGUGGAGGUCCUCCAGGAGACGGCGCUGCUGAGGCAGCAGGAGGUCCAGACCGACAGUUUACUGCUCGCUGGUCUGCACAACAAAAUCAGACCGCUGCUGCACCAGAACAGCAGCCAUGAACACGUCGUCUCUGCAGCUCAGAGGACACUGAGCAGGCAGGAGGACGUCCUGUCCACUGUCCAGCUGGACGUCCAGCAGGUGUCUUGGGGACUCGGUCCUGGUCUGCAGGAGCUGGAGGAGCUCAGAAAGUCUCUGGAUGCUGUGAUCCAGGAAGUGUCGGCAGCCGAGGCCCUCAGAGAACACCUCGGAACUUUAGAGGAGAAUCUGAAGCAUCAUUCGGGUCUUUUGGAUCUCCACGCCGCUCAGCUCAGUAGCAACAAGCAGCACCUGCAGGAGCUCGAGGCGACUUCCUACAACGGCAAACUGAUCUGGAAGAUCGAGGACUUCAGGAACAGGAGGGACGCUGAGGUCAAAGGUCAUCCUCCCUGCCUGAGCAGCGUGCCGUUUCACACCGGACCCUGCGGCUACAAAAUGGCCUCCAAGGUCUAUCUGAACGGGGACGGGGAGGGAAGAGAGACCCACCUGUCCCUUUAUGUUGUGCUGAUGCCGGGAGACUUCGAUGCUCUGCUGCCGUGGCCUUUCAAACAGACCGUGUCUCUGUCGGUUCUGGAUCAAAGCGGUGCUGGAAACCACCAGAGUCUCAGCUUCCGACCCGACCCGACGUCCAAAAGCUUCCAGCAACCCGCCGGCGAGUCCGUCAGUAACGUCGCUGUUGGAUUUUCAUGCUUCGUUCCCCUCAACAAGCUGGAAACUCCUCAAAACGCUGCGUAUGUCAAAGACGACACGCUGUUUGUCAAAGUGAAGGUGGACAUGGCGGGUUUGGAGCACCUGUAGGCUUUUGUCCUCUACGCUAUCGAGGAUUGGAUUAGAUUUUUGACUUUGAUUUGUCGCCAUCUGGUGUUCAGUUUAGGAAGAACACGGUAGUAGACAACGCAACACAGACUGAUGCAAAAUAUACCAUCAGAGUUACUAGAAGUAAAAUAAAUCUACACGUUGUAACUUUAAAGGAAUCGUUAACAUUUUGGGAAAUAUUCUCAGUAAUUCAGAUUGACUCUUUUUGCCAAAAUUAUAUUUUCAGGGAUAGUUUGGAGGUCCAACUCCAACAAUGACUGUGGUUAUGGAAUAAAU